Bufo bufo (common toad) is the source of this 4551-nucleotide messenger RNA. RefSeq names its product protein tyrosine phosphatase receptor type O (gene PTPRO). Gene Ontology annotation, biological process: axon guidance; negative regulation of canonical Wnt signaling pathway; peptidyl-tyrosine dephosphorylation involved in inactivation of protein kinase activity. The coding region runs from base 134 to 3745 and encodes 1203 amino acids. The transcript has 27 exons. The record is from RefSeq and is a predicted model, not a curated record. Lineage: Eukaryota; Metazoa; Chordata; Amphibia; Anura; Bufonidae. Gene Ontology annotation, molecular function: Wnt-protein binding; cadherin binding; protein tyrosine phosphatase activity. Gene Ontology annotation, cellular component: GABA-ergic synapse; plasma membrane; glutamatergic synapse.
AGACCUGGAUAAUCCAUGCAGCCCACCGCCUUCAGCCUCCACAGAUGCCCAGCUGCCCCCAUGUGACUCCCUGAGUGACAGCCGCACACAUCUGGGAAUCCAUCUAUUGUCUGUCUGCUGACAUUUCCCUUCAAUGGUUGCUAAGAGAAGGACAGGAGCCAGCAGCUCAAUGCUUCCUGUGCUUCUCUGUCUGCUUCUCCUGCUCCAGGAAUCUUCAAUGUUCCAAGUGACGGUCACAGAUGACAACCUUAUUCUCAUCUCCCUGGAGGAUUCAGAUGUGGUAUCUACAGCCUCAGUGUAUGUUGUGAAGAUCACUGGGGAAUCUAAGAAUUACUUUUUCCAGUUUGAAGAGUUUAACAGCUCCUUGCCGAAUCCUCUGGUUUUCAAUGCCAGCUACCAUGGACUUUAUUACAUAAUCACAUUAAUGGUGAUAAAUGCCAACCUGGCUUCAAGACCAGCAAGAUCAGUGACAGUUCUGACCAAGCCACUUCCAGUCAGCAAGGUAUUCAUCCAUGAUUAUAAAGUGUCACCAGAAACUGGAGUUGUGUUUGAAGUUUACUAUCCCGAAAAGUUCAACGUCUUCACAAGAGUGAACAUCAGUUACUGGGAAGGGAGCAACUUCCGCACAAUGUUAUACAAAGAUUUCUUCAAGGGCAAAACUGUGUUUAAUCAUUGGCUGCCUGGUACCUGCUACCGGAACGUCACCUUCCAGCUUGUGUCUGAAGCCUCUUUUAAUAAAAGCACCUUAGUUGAAAGCAGUGGAAUUGGGCACGUGCCACAGCAGCACAGGACCGCUCCUUACCCACCAAGAAACAUCUCCAUACAAGUUUUACUGGUGAACCAAAGCCACACGGAGGAACCACCUACUGGUGUUGAUCCGACAGAAAAAGCAGAGAUGCUGGAGGAUCAGUUUGAGAGUUCAGCGGUCAUUUCAUCCCAUAACUGGAGCGACUAUAAAACAUCAGACCUUGAGACCACAUCACGACCAUACUGGUGGGGGAAUGAAAAUGUGACAGCAGACAGUGAGGAAUUUGUGAACGAGAUUCCACCUGACUAUGACAAUCAAACCCUAAUGCUCUCCUCAUCUGAAGCCACCCAAUAUCAACCUGCUCUUCCCAGAUUCAAACUCCUAGUCAGCUGGUUCCCACCAAAGCCCCCGACUGCUUUUGAUGGUUUCAACAUCUACAUCCAGAGGGAUGAAAAUACAACAGAAGUUUCUACAGUUGAUGAGAGCACCCAUGAAUUUGCAACAGAACUAAAGGAACCAGGAAAAUACAAGUUAACAAUAAGAACAUUCAGCUCCUCUGGGUCUUGUCCGACUCGAGAAAGUGAUGCCUCCAAAGCCGUGAGUUUUUAUAUCAGUCCUGAAGGGAAAUGGUUUGAAGAGCUGACAGAGCGACCAGUGAAUGUAAUGGUGAAUGCCCUCAACUCUACAGCCGCGCAGGUUUUGUGGACAUCAUCCGUGACAAGCAGCAAUGCAUUUAUUGUGUCUGUGAAAUCCCUAACUUGUCAGAAACAAAAGGCGAGUCAGCGACUGGAGAAGAACUAUUGUGAAGAGGUAAAUAUUACCAGCAACAUCAUAAACGACCUGGUUCCAGGCGCACAGUACAGAGUGGUCGUCUACCUGCAGAAAACUCCAUUAAUUGGGCCUCCAUCUGAUGCAGUUCUGUUUUCAAUGGAACCUACAGGAAUCAAGGAUUUGGUGCUUUACCCUCUAGGACCAUCAUCUGUUGUGUUAAGUUGGACACGGCCUUACCUCAGCACCUUCCGGAAAUAUGUGGUUGAAAUGUUUUACUUUAAUCCUAUCACUAUGACCUCAGAAUGGACACCAUACUAUGAAAUUGCUGCGACUGUCUCCUUAACAUCCACUGUGAGACUCAGCAACUUACUCCCAGCCUGGUAUUAUAACUUUAGGGUGACAAUGGUAACAUACGGAGAACCUGAGCAGAGCUGCUGUGACACAUCUACUCUAAGCUUCAUAACAGCUCCUGUAGCGCCACAAAUUGUGCAUGUGGAAUAUGUCAGACACCUCUUGUACGUCACCUGGAGAUAUGGAGAGAAAACCUUCGACCUGUCCCAUUCCAGGAUGUUGCACUGGCAAGUAACAGCUGAAGGAAGGAAGCGAAUAAAGAAAAGUGUGUCCAGAACUACAAUGACAGCAGUGAUGAGUCUUCCAGCUGGAGACAUCUAUAAUAUCACUGUCACCGCAUGUACCGAGAGGAGCAGUAACAGUUCUCUUUCUCAUCUGGUUAAGUUAGAUCCAGCUCCCCCAAAAUCUCUUUAUGCCGUCAACAAAACGCAGACGUCAUUCACCCUCUUGUGGGUAGAGGAAGGCUUAUCUGAUUACUUUGAGGUAGUUUGCUGGCGCUUGGAUCCAGUGCAGAGUGAAUAUGAGAAGGAUCCGGUGAAUGUCUUCUCACAUGUGGUAACCAUAGCCAAUCUCCAUCCGGGGACGUCUUACAACUGCAGCAUCAGCACAGUCAGCCACCACACUCACAGCAUUCCCACCUACAUUGUUGUCUCUACAUUGGUUGCUGAGGUGAACCCCAAUGUUGUGGUGAUAUCACUGUUGGCCAUUCUUAGCAUACUGCUGAUUGGGCUCUUACUGGUUACUCUGAUUGUCUUACGCAGGAAACAUCUCCAGAUGUCAAGGGAAUGUGGGGCUGGAACAUUCAUCAAUUUUGCCACACUGGAAAGAGAUGGGAAACUUCCAUACAACUGGCGUCGGAGCAUCUUUGCUUUCCUAACCCUCCUGCCCUCCUGUCUGUGGACUGACUACCUCUUGGCUUUUUAUAUUAACCCGUGGAGCAAGAAUGGAUUCAAGAAGCGGAAAUUGACCAACCCUGUGCAGUUAGAUGACUUUGAUUCCUACAUUGUGGACAUGGCAAAAGAUUCUGACUACAAGUUCUCACUGCAGUUUGAGGAGCUAAAAAUGAUUGGCCUGGACAUCCCACACUGCGCUGCUGACCUCCCUGCAAACAGAUGUAAAAACCGCUAUACAAACAUAUUGCCAUAUGACUUUAGUCGGGUGAAGCUCAUUACCACCGAGGAGGAGGAUGCCGCUGAUUACAUCAAUGCCAACUACAUUCCUGGAUACAAUUCUUUACAAGAAUACAUUGCAACUCAGGGACCCCUGCCUGACACCAGGAAUGAUUUCUGGAAGAUGAUUCUUCAGCAGAAAUCUCAAGUCAUCGUCAUGCUGACCCAGUGCAACGAGAAGAGACGGAUAAAGUGUGACCAUUACUGGCCAUUUACUGCAGAGCCAGUGGGCUAUGGAGACAUAAUGGUGGAAAUGGUGUCUGAGGAGGAACAGUCAGACUGGGCUUUGCGGGUGUUCCGAGUCUCAGAGGCAGCUGACUCACAGCAUGUUAUGCAUUUCAACUUCACUGCAUGGCCGGACCACGGCGUCCCAGCAGCCAGUGCAGCAGAGAGUAUACUACAAUUUGUGUACAUGGUGAGACAGAAAGCAGCCAAAACCAAAGGACCAAUAACUGUACACUGCAGCGCUGGUGUGGGGCGGACGGGAACAUUUAUAGCUUUGGAUCGCCUCAUGCAACACAUACGGGACCAUGAGUUUGUAGAUGUUCUAGGCCUUGUAGGAGAACUGCGCUCUUACAGGAUGUCUAUGGUGCAAACAGAGGAACAAUUUAUCUUUCUUCAUCAUUGUGUUCAGUUGAUGUGGAAGAAAAAGAAGCAGCAAUUCCGGAUCAGUGAUGUCAUCUAUGAAAAUGUCCACAAAUCCUAAAGCCCGUCUUAAUUGUGAGAACAGUGCAUUCACCAUCUCCAGUUUUUGGGCUUCUCUCACUGGUUGUGUAGAAACUAAGACCACUGCCCUGUGGUCAAGCCCUGGAAAGAUCUGGCCUUAAACCUGGCGUGUCUUGUAGAGCUUUCCUUCAUGAACUCUUUCAGUAAGGACCAAAUUAAAUAAAGACACUAACCAGUAAGAGGAAGGAGCUGGGACAAGGUGACGGAGCAGGUGCAAUAUUGGAAGCCUCACAGUCUUACUAUAGAUUAUACCUCAUUUUCCACAAGUUACGAGGACACUGGGCUGUGUGGUCGCUCCAUGCCGAGUCUUCAGGCUUCUGCUUGAGGCUUCUCCAGCAUCUGUCCUGAGUGUAAAGACUUCGUCCCCACAGUUGUAUGUAACUUGUGAAGCACAAUGUCUGUGUUGUGUCCCAGGCUGGAGGGGGUAGAAGGCGUAAGGAGCCCCAACAUCUCAGAGAUCUCACCGUUGUGUGUAUUCAGUUUCCUUUGUGCUAUGUGAGUGUAUGACACUGGUAGGAUCGGUCACGGGGCCGAUGCAUCUGUAUAACAGGGCAGGAACAAUGUAUCAAGCAAAUUGCACAUAAAAUAAAAUAAUGAAGAGAAUUGUCUCUAUAAUAUGACAUCUUUUACAAAAUUCUGACUGUAGGAUACAUGGAUGUCAGAGGUGAAGGGUCUACAAGCCUCAGAGAAGGGGAGGUCAGCUUGAUUCUAACCAGAGUUUCACCUUCAAGAAAGGAGCUAACUGAUCUCUAUAUGUGAUUCAUAGUCAUGUGACUUUGAGACCGC